Molecule: messenger RNA, 4184 nt
Organism: Paraphaeosphaeria sporulosa
Lineage: Eukaryota; Fungi; Ascomycota; Dothideomycetes; Pleosporales; Didymosphaeriaceae
Exons: 3
Coding region: 236-4126 (1296 amino acids)
Biological process (GO): tRNA methylation
Molecular function (GO): tRNA (guanine) methyltransferase activity; RNA binding
Source: RefSeq, a predicted model, not a curated record
AAAGAACCCACCGGACAACGCAGCGAAAGACGACGUGUUCGAGGGCUAUUGCGCGCAGGGUCAAAGAGAUAGCCCAGGGUCGUUUUGCGGAGUUGUUCCCGCUCAUUCCCAGCAACGGUUGCUGGGGCGCAUUCCACUGCCCCGCCAAUCACGUUUUGGGUGGCCUGCAUCUAAGAUCUACUCAGACGUGCCACAGUGAACCACCAGACGGGGUUCAAGUAGGAACCAAGAAGAUAUGCCGACUGAGAAUACGUAUCGCGACGUUGAAUCGAUCAUUCAAUUCGCCGAUGUAUCCGUCAAGGAGGCAGCAUUCGACCAUUAUUGGCGCAGAGUCGAAGGCUCCGCAUCAGGUCUGAUUGAUCUUGAAGCGUUGGGAAUUUGCGUCCGCUUGUUACCUCUCAAAGCAUCUUCUCCACGUAACAACGAGUCUUUCAAUAGACUACACGAUGUUGUUUUUGAAUACAUCUCGUCCAAGGCCCACAAUGAAGAUCACCUCUACUUGCUUGCAGAAAUAUCCCUCAGUAAUGCUGAACUUGGCUUCGCAGUGUUCGACACUGUCGCCCGCUACAUAACGGCCGCCGCAGACGACGACGUUCCCAUCACUUCGGAAGGGGCAAUAGAUUAUUGUGGGAUAUUCUUACCCAAAGAAGAACACCUACAGAGAGUUCGAGUUUGCCUCGCAUUCCUCAAAUGCUCUUACUGGCUUCCUGAAGAUCGGUACCACUACAUCACGCCCGCGCUGUACUCCACACUUAUUGGAAACGUCGGCAAAGUUGAGAUAGAUGAAGCCAUCCAUGACACACUCUCUUCAUUGCUUGCUUUGUUGAGCAAACAAUCUGUUAACGUGCUUAACACGGUGGAGCUUCCAGACUCAUGGAUCCAGCGAGAUUAUACUUCGAAUAGGACCCUUCUUCUACCAGGUGCCCUCUCGGACUCAUUUUUUGGUGGACUCCGACAUCUUCCGUUAGACUACUUUUCUGAAAAUGCCAGCAAGGCUUUCCGGACUUGGUUCCAAUGGAUAAACUAUGUGAACGCAAAUGCCCUUGGGACUGACGAGGUCUACACCCCAAAGUACUGGUCGGUGUUGUGUACCGGACUUGUAACUGGUAUGACCGACCAGCGGAAGUAUUGUCUAGGCAUCAUACAACAAUCGUUGCUCAUCUGUCAAAGAAGCUUUGAGGCGCCCGGAAUGGCCUUUGAUGUCAGUAAGAAAGGAUCUAUCGUACAGCAGUACAAGAAGUAUUGUGCAUUAUUCGAGAUCAUCGUUUUAGAUCGAUACCCCAACCAGGUGCAGGCUUGCCUCCCUGAGCUUACGACGCUUCUCGGCCCGGCAUCGUUAAUUUCUUCAACUUGGACAACCGCUCUUCUAGCCGCAGCGCUUAACCCCAAGAUUCAGGAAGGUGUUAGGAAGCUCGUUGGUAACUGGUAUCUAGACUACGCUACCGCGCAACCGGAAUCAUGUACUUCUCACACUGCUUUCAUCACCGAGGGAUUCCUUCCAUGGGCGACCCAGGGAAGCCUCUUCACGGCAUCUCUUGUUUCAACUCGAACUUCGACCACGUGUUCCCAUGGAACAGCUCUUGCCGAAGCGUUUGCUAGACUUGUCAUAGCAGCGCCAGGAACACAACCAGAGAUCGGGGCCGGUCGCUCGGACUCGCAGCAACACCCUUUUAUCCCAGACAAACAUGCGAUAAUUAAGGGUGUUUUGCAAUAUAUCUCGGACACUGGAGGUAGAAUUUUCUCACCAUCAGUUCUCUACCUCUUGGAAGGACUACUGAAAGGCAUCCGCAAAGGAGGUGUUUUUCUGGAUGCAGCAGAGAUUGCAAAUAUCCUUGCAAUAUCUAGAAUGCCCGCAUUGCCAGAGAUUGCUGCGAACUUAUCCCGUACAUACUGCGCGGAACUCUGCGGAUAUCGAAGUCCAAAGAUAUCGGACGCCGAAUUCGUUCCCGCGCAGGCCUUCCUCGAUAAAGAGAUUGGAGUUGAACAGUGUACGGCUAAAUCCAGCAUAGAGCCUUCGCCUAUGCAAGAGACGCCAAAUAACAGCACCGCGGCUUUGACCACUUUGAAGGGUUUCCUCGAGGAAGUCAACCGCUCUCGUCAUAAGAUUAUUCAGAAUGACAGAUUUGCACCUCAGUGCCUCCACAUCAUCAACCUGCUGGAGAAGGGACCACCCGAACUGCUCGUGCCAGAGGAAUUACUCCAGAUACUGGAAGCAUUUUGGGAAGAGGCAGACAGACAAGACUACUGCCGACCUGUCGCUCUCUGGCUAGCUCCUCUUUACUUCCACCCAGUCUGCAUACUCACUUGUCUUCAGUGGAGGCGAGAUGUCUCUAUGACUGUGGACGAUCUGACGGCAGUACUCACAAAAGUGUUGACCACUUUGCACCGAUUUGCAGAAGGCAGAACAUAUCUGGUGUCAGGCCUAGCAACCUCUCUCCGCAAGGCUUCCUUCCUGCAUCCAGAAAUGCUAAAUCUACUGCCUUUCGAUGACCUUUUUGUUCGGUUCAUUGAGAAUCCCCCAGUUCCGAAGAAGGAAUUUCUGUUCGAAGUGAUUGCUGCGGACAAAUUACAAGAACAUUUACCACUGCCGAAUAACGGAAACCAUGUUUCCAACCGCAAUUUUGAAGCAUACUACGGACGACGCGAAUGGGCGGGGUACGCAGCGCUGAUAGAUCUACUAAACUGCAUGCCGGAGGAUCAACUCGACGUUGCAAAGCGGGUAAUGAAGCGCCUUCUGGAACCCUGGAGGACGCAGAAAGCACCCAUUCCAAUUAUCAGCAAGUCAAAGAAUGUCUUCCAGCUGCAGGUCAUGCUACUUUUGACGGAAUCGUGCGUAAGCGAAGAGGAUGCCGACUGGUACCUGGAAUCUUUCAUGCAUGCCCUGGUGGUGGAACCCUGGCCACGGUACCGAUAUCUACUAGAAUGGACCAUCACACGCAUCUACUACCGCUUCCCAUCGAAAGCCCAUCGUAUCCUCGAUAACCUCGCGCGCCUCGACGAAAACAGCCCCGUCCACAUCGCAAGUCUCAUGAAACUGGCUCUACUUGCAGCCCCUUUCCUGGACUCCGACGCCUUCGCGCUGAAGCUGAUGGUCCAGCUCAUCCCCUUCUCCGCGAGCCCAAAGGUGCACAUCAGGCACGAGGCACACUGGUGUUUUCCCACUCUGUUCGAUCUCGCCAGGGAAAGGGACUGGACGUCCAUCACCGACAACCCGGCCUUCGUCGCGCUGGACCGGCAUGUUCGCGGCCUCGACAAGUUCAGCGCUCCGCCGUCGACAAUCCGCACGCUCAAGCUAGAUGCUGUGAAAGACUUCACGCUCACCAACAUCUUCCAAGGGCGGUAUCUGAAAAUCGAGACCCCGGACAUGGAGUAUGUCGCCCACGAAGACUUCCUUGCGCUCGCCGAGUCCGACUCUCUUCUUCCAUCUGAGCACCAUGCCGCGCCUCCGCGCGUGCCCCUCGGCCAGCCACUCUCAACCGCCGACCUCGCACCCACAAUCCCAGUCUGGAAGAAGCCAGGCGCAACGCCCGAACCCUCAUCAACUCCCGCAGAGACCUCAUCGACGUCGACAUUCCAUCAAACGAAAUCCGGCUUCGACAUGGCAUCCCUCCUCCCCACCCCCGGUCCCCCCUCGGCACAAAACACCCGCCCCGCAUCCGUCAUCCUCGUCGCCUCGCUGAUCGACAAUCCGACGAACCUCGGUGGUCUGAGCCGCAUCUCCGAGUCCUUCGGCCUCCACUCCCUCUACAUCUCCUCCCUGCGCGCCACCACCCACAAAGACUUCCUCGCAACCUCGGUCACCAGCGAGAAGCACCUCCCCAUCCACGAGCUGCCCGUGCCGCGCAUCCCGGACUUCCUGCGACAGAAGAAAAGAGAGGGGUAUCAAGUCGUGGGCAUCGAGCAGACAGACCGAAGCGGCAUACUCGGGGACGCGGGCGUGGGUGAGCUUCCCAGGAAGUGCGUUCUCGUGCUGGGUGCCGAGCGCAGCGGGAUCACAGCCGAGGUGCUGGCCGUGCUGGACCGGUGCGUGGAGAUAAGGACUGUAGGCGUGACGCGUAGUCUCAACGUCCAAACGGCUGGGGGGAUUGCGGUGUACGAAUGGUGGCGCGAGUGGGGUGUGAAGUAGCGUGGAAGAAGAACUGGCACGGAAUGGGAAGGGUAUGUGUGGUACGCACGUCAGGGGG